Molecule: messenger RNA, 1584 nt
Organism: Linderina pennispora
Lineage: Eukaryota; Fungi; Kickxellomycota; Kickxellomycetes; Kickxellales; Kickxellaceae
Exons: 4
Coding region: 1-1584 (527 amino acids)
Source: RefSeq, a predicted model, not a curated record
AUGUCCCCUAUCCACAGUGCCCAGCACCUGCCUGAAGGUCUCAUCGACUGUAUCCUUGAUUACCUGCUGGUGCACGCACCCGAGCUGAUCACCAAAAGCUACCGCGGGCUCCAGCUACGAGAAUGCUUCUACUACACUAUCCACCCAACCAUGAGGCAAUUCUCAAAUUUCUUACCGAUCCUUGGCCUAUGCAGGAGCUGGCGGAAUGCUGCCUCCAAGCACGCUUACAGCCAUGUCAUGAUCGAUAUGGGCUUUGGGUCACAGGGGCGCUGGUCCUUACCGAAAACCCCGACGCUGUCGCUUGCUGCCGAGAACUCCAAGAGCAGUCUGGCUAAAGCAGUCACCAUAUAUGUCGGGCUCCAUCAGAUUGUCAAUGGCCGGGCAGAGGCAGCGCUUUCUCGAGCACCGCUUGAGGAUGCAGGUUUUUCGAAUGUCACACAGGUGCGACUUCUUGUGAGAAGCUACUCGGAUCCUGAGGGCAACCUCGCAGACGAGACCAGCUGCAACUCUGAUGCCCUGAGGCUCCGUGAGCGCAUCCUCAGCUUGUUUCCGAACGUCCAGGUUACAGACCAUUCCGAAUACGAGGACUGGGCGAAUAUCAGCAGUCGAUUCAUGGCCAAGGGCUUCAAAACAAGCGUCGAGUUUGCAGACGAAGGUUCAUACUACUGCCAAUGGAAGAUGCUCAAUAUGCUCAUGCCGGGAACUGGCCUCACCCAUAUAUCGCUCACAGGCCAGCGAUAUAACUCUGCAGGCGCCAUUGAGCUUGUGCGCCGCAAUGCCAACACGCUAUCAUGUAUCAGCUUGUUCUGGUUCUACCCUACCCACUUCCGCCUGCUAAUCGAGAGUGAGGAUGGAUCGAACACAUUUAUCUACCCGCAUGUUGAGCGUCUAGCCAUCUACAUUCCCAUGUUUUCAUGGCUAGCUACCUCUACAUAUACACCACCAUCAUGUGUGCCGUUUCCCCGGCUCAAGCAUCUUGUGUGCCAAGAUCGCCAGCCGUAUGACACAGAUAUACUCUUCCGCGGCAACAGUGCAACACUAGAAACCGUCGCCAUCGGGCUGGAUAUCACAGAAACGGGGUUUUUCCAUGGCUCAUCAUUCCCUUAUGAAUCGCAACCAAAGUUGGACUACGUACAUGUGUCGCUGUUCUGGGUCAGAUUUACAAACGACCGGCGGGUGUUUACGACAGAGACAAAGCAGAAUUCUAUUCGGAGUGUGCUGCAGGUGGUGCGCUACAAAGGCUACACUGGCUGGCAGGUCAUCGAGCAAAUACUUGUUGUCGCAUCGCUGAUACCAUCGCUGGAGCGCAUCUCGCUAUACAGACACAGCUGCAGCCAUUUGAUAGAGCGCGUCCGCCGCGAGCUGUCCAGCACGCGGUGGACCAAGCGGAUUCCUGACUCUUCUGUCAACACUCUGGUGAUUGAGCACCGCAUGACAGGACCAUGCGACGGCACCGGCGGCCACCGCAAAAAGUGGCACAGCAAUACCAAUCUGACCGAGACCCAAAUCACAUGUCCCAUCGUCACGACGCAUUACCUGACGGUCGAACCCCACGUCGUCUCGCCCACCUUCGACGAACGGUAG